CAACCAAUAAUCACGUUUUUAUUUAUAAGAAUACGGACGUUACACCCUGGUGUUUUAUUACCCCCAGUCCAGUUGGUGGCGCUACUUGCUCACACAACAGGAUGGGUUUCCACUGAAACCAACUUUCUACUUUUAAACAAUGGCGCAAACUGCGACUGAAACCCCUCAAAACUUAUUCAGUUGCCAGUUAUGCGGUCUGAGCACCUCAUAUACGUACUACGGCCAGAAACCACCCAACACCAGAGCCAUUGUGUUGCUUGAGGAAUGUUUUGUGACUAAGGAUCCAUUCAGUCCGGAUAAGGAGAAGUUUCUGGUUUUGGGAUCUGCAUGCAGCCUGUGCAACAUGUGUGUCUGUGUUGGACCGGACUGCAGCCUGUUCUACACCAAGAGGUUCUGCAUGCAGUGCGUGAAUAAGCACCUGGACCAGUUCCCCCAUCAGAUUCGGGCCGAGCUGGCAAAGAAGAAGCAGAGUUCAAAGCCCGGCGUCUCAUGACACACGAGGUCCUCCAACACGCUCACCAGACUGCAACAGAACUUGUACUUUUUGUGGAACAAAACGUUCGGCACUAGACAUACCGGCGGGGAUUGCGUGAAAACCGUAUCAAGUCACAGAAAAAUGUAACUGGUCCUGCUUUUAAUUUGAAAUGCAAAAGCGUUCUUUAUGUAAAAGGACACUAACUGUCACUGCCUACUGGUUAAAGAUAUAUAUUAUCAUAUAAUAUAUAACUUUAACCAUAUAUAUAUAUAAAUGUUUCAAAUAAUUCAUACCCAUUUUUAUCUACGUCAAACCAAAAACAUGGAUUUAGAUUUUGUUUAAUGGAGAAUAAUUUUCAAGCAGAACAAAAAACAGCCAAACAAACAAACAAACAAACAAACAAACAAGGGUUUCGACUGAAAAAUGUGGGAUUUGUUUGUUUUCAGCUCACUCUACACCUAACUGGUAAGUCCACCUUAAACCAUAAGAACCAUUCUUAUGGUGAAAUAUGGUGGCAGCAUCGUGAUGUUGGAGAAGCUGGGGGUCUUUAAAUAAUAAAUAAACUCCAGAUUAAGCAGUAAAUUUCAUAAAUCAUCUUUUCAGUAAACCUACUGCUCUUGUGUGUAACUUUUAAACAAAUGUUAAACAACACAAAGUUCCUCAGUUGGACUGAAAAGAAGCUUUUGGGAUUCA
This is a messenger RNA of Gambusia affinis (western mosquitofish), 1168 nucleotides long. It is a transcript of the gene cdpf1, whose product is annotated as cysteine rich DPF motif domain containing 1. NCBI's taxonomy places the organism in Eukaryota, Metazoa, Chordata, Actinopteri, Cyprinodontiformes, Poeciliidae. The record is from RefSeq and is a predicted model, not a curated record. The coding region runs from base 140 to 493 and encodes 117 amino acids. The transcript has 3 exons.